Molecule: messenger RNA, 886 nt
Organism: Musa acuminata AAA Group (dessert banana)
Lineage: Eukaryota; Viridiplantae; Streptophyta; Magnoliopsida; Zingiberales; Musaceae
Product: VAN3-binding protein-like
Exons: 4
Coding region: 94-885 (263 amino acids)
Biological process (GO): phloem or xylem histogenesis; leaf vascular tissue pattern formation; auxin-activated signaling pathway
Source: RefSeq, a predicted model, not a curated record
ACUCCAUACCAGCUGGGUAAAUGCUGAAGACAGAAAACAUUAAAAAUAUAUAUAUAAUGUUUCAUAAUAGUAUGAUUUCUUUGAAAUGCACAGAUGAAGGUAGGAGAGAUUAAGGCAUGGUUGGGCGGGGAACUUUUCAGCAGCUUGUCCAGAGGAUGCAGAAAGAGGAGAAAGGAGAGACUGCGACUCCAUGUGGCUCAAGUGCACGCUGCACUCUCCGUUACAAGGUUGGCUGCGGCCAUCUCAGGCAUCAUGGCCAGUUCUAGGGUGGAACCAAGAGAUUCCAAGGGAAUGAGCAUGAUGAAUGUGGGAGGGGAGUCGGACGAGAAGAUAAGCGCCGUGCUUGCUUCCGCUGCAGCUUUGGUCGCAACUGUGUGCGCUGAAGCAGCUGAGUCUGCAGGGGCGCACAGAGAGUGCGUUGCUUCUGCCAUUACUACAGGCUUAGCAACGAAGACUUCUGCCGAUAUGGCGACGCUCACUGCAACUGCUGCGACAUGUUUAAGAGGAGCCGCCACACUUGAGCGGAGAGCAGCCGCUGGUAGGCAUGUAUCACAGGACCAGAAUAUCCUUGCAAGAGGUGCUCAACUUCCAGUCCGCAUGCCCGAAGGGAGGGUUCAUCUAAGAUUGGUGUUCAUUUUCCUCAAGCAUUAUAGACUUACAGUGAGAUUAACAAAGAAAUACAUGCGCGGAGUGAUCAGCACAUGCAAAGAGUAUAAGAUAUUUCAUGCAAUGGAAGAUUUAAAAGGAGGCUUCUCUAAGGAUGCCCAUGGAUUCUACCUGAUAACCCUUGGCACCACCGGGGGAGCCAUCCAGGUCAUGUUUGAGGAUCAAAUGCAAUAUAGGAUUUGGAGGUCCACCAUCUGCCACCUCUUGUGUGAUUGUUAGA